GGCUGCGCGGCGGCGCAUAGGUUCGGCCAAGAUGGCAGCCCUGGAGGAGGAGUUCACGCUGGCCGCGGUACACCUGGGUGCCGGGCCCGACGGGCUCCUGGGAGUGGAGCAGAGCGACAAAGCCGACCAGUUCCUGGUGACGGACAGCGGCAGGACCGUCAUCCUCUACAAGGUUUCAGAUCAGAAACCCUUGGGGAGCUGGUCAGUGAAACAAGGUCAGAAUAUAACAUGCCCUGCUGUGUGCAACUUUCAAACGGGAGAGUAUAUCAUUGUACAUGAUAAUAAGGUCUUGAGAAUAUGGAAUAAUGAAGAUGUAAACCUGGAUAAAGUGUUUAAAGCUACACUGUCGGCCGAGGUCUGCAGGAUACUGUCCGUGCAAGGGGCAGAGCCCUUGGUGCUCUUCAGGAAAGGCGCGGUCCGCGGCUUGGAGGCCUUGCUGGCAGAGCCCCAGCAGGACAUUGAAGCUGUGAUCUCUGAGGACGAAGUGAUUAAGUGGACAAAGAUCUUCAUGGUAUUUAGGCACCCGGUUUUAAUUUUUAUUACUGAAAAACAUGGAACUUACUUUGCUUAUGUACAGACAUUUAACACGCGUGCGUUAAACAAAUUCACACUCUUACUUGGACAAGAAGAGAAAUCUGUUAUACAGAGUUUCAGUGCCUCUGUGGACAGGAAGUUCAUCUCUCUGCUGUCUUUAAGCUCUGAUGGGUGCAUGUAUGAAGCCUUGAUCCCGCUGCAUCCCAGCGACCCAGAGAAGAGUCAGCAGGUUGUUAGGUCACUGGUGCUGAAGGACGUGAUGCUCUGUAGCUCUCGCAGUGGCGCUGCCCUCGCGAUCCUGGACCAAGACCAUGUGGCAGUGCUGGGACCCCCAUCACCAGCCGCUAAAGACUGCCUUGCCAUAUGGAACACGAAGUUUCAGACACUGCAGGCUUCAAAGGAGUUACCGCAAGGCACCAGUGCUCAACUCUGGUAUUAUGGAGAAAAUUUAUUCAUGCUACAUGGAAAAUUUCUAACUGUGAUUCCAUAUAAGUGUGAAGUGUCAUCAUUAGCUGGUGCUCUUGGGAAACUCAAGCAUAGUCAGGAACCAGGCUCCUACACUGUGCCCCAGUUUGUAAAUUGGGAGACUUCCCAGGAAAAUGAAGAUGGAUCCCAGAACACAGAGCAGUCAAAGAGAACGUUGAGGAGAAGAAAAGUUGAGACGAGUGGACAGCAAGAGGUUUCAGCAUCUAAACUUCUCUCAGCAAUAAAGAAAGACUCAGAAAAACAUAUUGAAGUGGAACUGCGUAAAUUUUUAGCUACUAAACGGACACCUGACUUUCAAACCAUCAUUGGAGACAUAGUCACGGGGCUUCUGGAACGACGUCAAGCAGAACCGUCGUUUUACCCCCGCAACUGUCUGAUGCAGCUUAUCCAGACCCACGUGCUGUCUUACAGCCUGUGCCCUGGCCUCCUGCUGGCCGCCCUGGAACGCGCCGAUGUGCAGGUCCUGCAGCUCUGCCUCCAGCACUUCCCCGACAUCCCCGAAUCCGCCACCUGCGCCUGCCUGAAAAUCUUUUUGAGUAUUGGCGACGACAGUCUCAAGGAGACUGACAUCAGUGUGGAGUCGGUGUCUGACUACAUCGACGCUGCCGACGGGGAGAAAAUGGAGCAGCAGCCCGAGAUUCUUCAGAACGGCUUCACCCCCAGAGAAGACAGCUGUGAGAAGUGUGAGAGGCCUCAGGACCCGCGAGAGGAGACCACCGCCUGCCCCGUCGUGCCAAAGCGAGCAGCUCUGCUAAACGCAGUUCUUCAUUCUGCAUAUAGCGAGACCUUCCUCCUGUCGCACUUGAAAGACAUCCCAGCCCAGCAUGUCACUCUCUUCCUCCACUAUUUGUAUUUCUUGUAUCUCAAGUGCAAUGAGAAUGCAACCAUGACUCUUCCUGGGACACAUCCUCCCACCCUGAGCCAGAUCAUGGACUGGAUAUGCCUUCUGCUAGAUGCUAACUUCACUGUCGUCGUAAUGAUACCAGAAGCAAAAAGGUUACUGUUAAGUCUUUACAAGUUUGUGAAAUCCCAGAUAUGCAUUUGUUCUGAACUCAAUAAGAUUGAAGUAAGUUUUCGUGAACUGCAGAAAUUAAAUCAAGAAAAAACUAGUAGAGACUUAUAUUCCAUCGAAGUGCUGGAACUCUUCUGACAGCCCAGCCCGCGCGGGGGUCUCGUGGAGCUCUCCCGGCGAACCCUCCUCCGGCUGCGGCAGCCGUGCAGGCCCGGACCUGUGUGGACUGUCCCGGUGCCCCAAGCUCUGGCCUCGGCCCCACGGGACCCUGGUGGUUCAUGGACUAGGGACCAGGUUCUGAAACUAGGAAAAAGUAUGUCACAGAGCUAAUUUUAAGUAAACUUAAUUUGUUUAUUGAUAAAACGUCUAAUUUCUUAUGUGUUUGCAACAACUUUUCUUUUAAUAAAAUGCCACCACUGACACUGGAAUUCCAGAAAGAACGCAGCUGUGUGAGGUUGGCAUUCCACUGUCCCAUCUGCUCCUCCUGUCCCUGCUGCCCCGGGUCGAUGGCGCCUCUCCGGUCACCUCUGUGAAGCUUUGCUCACUAGUGUUGUGAAGGUGCAUCCCCAAACACUGAAACUCAUCUUCAGAAAACAGGUUGACAAUGUUGGUGACCGUAGUCCUACAAGCCCUGGUUACCCAGUUUAAAGUACUUCUCUUUCUGUAACUCCAGUAUUUGGCAUUCUAUUCUGUUGAACCGAUUUCUUCUAAUACCCUCUAAUACACAAAUUUGUAGUAAGGUGUACUGUAUCACUUUUAGCCCUUUUGACAUUUGGGGGAGUGGGGAGCCACACCCCGUGGUGCUCAGGGAUUACUCCUGGCUCCGAAGUCAGAAAUGAACUCCUGACAGGCUGAGGCACCCGUAUGGGGUGCAGGGAUUGAGCCCUGGUCGGGUGCGUGCAAGGCUAGCUCGCCCUCCCCACUGUACCCUCUCACCAACCCCAAACUGGGUGUUUGAACUAAACUGGGACUUAGUACAGCAGGUAGCACGAGUGCCAGGCGGCGCCUGACCCAGCUUCAGAUCCCAGCCCCGCUGGGGUCCCUGCGUGACAGGCCCCAGGCGGCAUCACAUCCUCUAGCCCUGACACUGAACCAUGCCCUGGGCGGCUAAGGCCUGGGCAGAGAGAGAGUACAGGGGUUCAGGCGUUGGCCUUGCAUGCAUGAGGCUGGUUCAGGUGCCAUGUUCAGUGCUACAUUGUACCUUGCACAUUACCAGGUGUGUUCCAGAAACAGCAAAAAAAGUAUCUUCUGGGCCAGCAUGCUAGUACAGCAGGUACUUGCCUUGCAGGCAGCCCACAGGAGCUCAAUCCCUGACACCCCACAUGGUCCCCCAAACUG
Molecule: messenger RNA, 3370 nt
Organism: Sorex araneus (European shrew)
Lineage: Eukaryota; Metazoa; Chordata; Mammalia; Eulipotyphla; Soricidae
Gene: NOL11
Product: nucleolar protein 11
Exons: 18
Coding region: 32-2170 (712 amino acids)
Biological process (GO): maturation of SSU-rRNA
Cellular component (GO): nucleus; nucleolus
Molecular function (GO): RNA binding; protein binding
Source: RefSeq, a predicted model, not a curated record